AUGGCGGAUGCACUAGAGGACUUAGAAACUAGAACAAAAGUUUUUGAAACUAUUCUACAAAUAAUUAACAAUAAUUAUGAUCAAGAAGAUCUACUGAAAGAAUUAUCAUUAUUGCCGUUGGGGCUGGGAAGACAGAUAUCACGCGAAGAUGUGCUUAAAGAAUUGGAAGAGCGUUAUUUGACCCCGAAAACAUCAUUCCCAACCUCUUGGUUACCCAAAUGUCAACAAUAUUGGGAACGUGACCCCGAUUUUAUAUCGCUUACCUCAUUGAGACCUUCAAAAUUUCGGACUACUUUGGAAGUAGUACGAGGUGGACCAGAAGGAAAUAUAAUCGGUUAUAAAGAAGUAACUAUUGGUGAAUCCGCCGUUACUUCUCAGAAUUCAACAUCUUUGUUACGUGAACCUGGUGCGUUGAAAGCUUUUGUGAGGGGAAAGUCCGAUUAUUUGCCGUUUACACCUGGUGGAUUGGAAUCUGAAGUGAUUGUUGAUACAAUAAGUGAAAUCGAUAAAGAACCAGAUGCAUUAACAUUUGGGGAAGAUGAAUUGUUAACAGUACCUCCUGGAUUCGAACGUGGCUUGAUUUAUGAAGACGAACUACCACAAACAAAAUCAAUGCAGAAUAAAUUUGUAGCUGGAUUAAAUAUUACAGAUAUGAUAACCCAUGAGGAUGAUGAACUUGUGGAACUCCUUGAACCUGCUGAUGAAGAAGAUUUAGAAAAAAGUUCUAAAACUCAACCUAUAGUCGAUGAUGUAUCAAAUUUGGAAACAAUACCUCCAGCUAAAGAUGAAAUGGAAAAACCUCCACUUCUUGAGGGGUCAAAUGUGCCAACUAAGUCAACAAGUAGCAACCGUAAUCGUGAAUGGGCUCACGUUAUCGAUGCCAACAGUGAACUUCCUAAUUUCAAAGAAUUGGUAGCAGAAAUGGCGCGCGAAUAUAAAUUUGAGUUGGAUAAUUUUCAAAAGCAAGCAGUAUAUCGCCUUGAGAAUGGUGAUUCUGUGUUUGUAGCUGCUCAUACAUCCGCAGGCAAAACCGCUGUCGCAGAAUAUGCAAUCGCUCUUUCAGCCAAGCAUAUGACACGUGCAAUUUAUACUUCUCCAAUUAAAGCGCUAUCUAACCAAAAGUUUAAUGAUUUUAAAAAGGAUUUUGAUGAUGUUGGGAUUCUUACCGGUGAUAUACAAAUCAAACCCGAGGCCUCUUGCUUGAUCAUGACCACCGAAAUCCUUCGGUCCAUGUUAUAUAGAGGUGCCGAUUUAAUUAGAGAUAUUGAGUUUGUGAUAUUCGAUGAAGUACAUUAUGUCAAUGAUUCGGAGCGUGGUGUUGUUUGGGAAGAGGUCAUCAUCAUGCUCCCUGCUCAUGUUAAUCUCGUCCUUUUAUCAGCAACUGUUCCAAAUACUAAGGAGUUUGCUGAAUGGAUUGGUCGAACCAAAAAGAAAGACAUUUACGUGAUUAGCACACUCAAACGUCCCGUACCACUUGAGCACUUUUUGUAUGCAAAUAAAGAGAUUUACAAAAUUGUAGAUGAUAAAAAAAACUUUUUAACUGCAGCUCUGAAACAAGUCAAUGAUAUACUGUCAAAAAAAGAUAAGAAAGAAAAGGAUGCUAAAGGAAGCACACGCGGUACUCGAGGAGCGGUACGUGGGUAUAGAGGUGGUGGCGGUGGAAGUUAUCGCUCAAUUCAACAGGACAAGAACUUAUGGAAUAAUCUUAUUAGUCACCUUAAAAAGAAAGAACUUCUUCCCGUUGUCGUCUUUGUUUUCUCCAAAAGAAAAUGCAAUGAAUACGCCAGUUGCUUACCAAAUUUAGAUCUUUGUGUUUCGGGUGAAAAAAGCCAGAUUCACACAACUAUUGAAAAGUGUUUAACACGAUUGAAAGGAUCAGAUAAAAAAUUACCACAAGUAUUAACUAUACGUGAAUUACUGAGUAGGGGAAUUGCAGUACAUCAUGGAGGAUUACUUCCAAUAAUUAAAGAGCUGGUCGAGAUAUUAUUUGAAAAAGGACUAGUGAAAGUCCUUUUCGCAACGGAAACUUUUGCCAUGGGUGUUAAUAUGCCUACACGAACAGUAGUUUUUUCUGGAAUUAAAAAGCACGAUGGUAAAGGAUUAAGGGAACUACGUCCAGGUGAAUAUACACAAAUGUCUGGACGUGCAGGCCGCCGUGGUAAAGACAAAACUGGGGUAGUAAUAAUAACAUGUACAGAAGAUGAAGCACCUAAUCAAUCGAUUCUUAAGCAUAUGAUUCUAGGUCUUCCGGAAAAAUUGAAAUCUCAAUUUCGUCUUAGAUACAACAUGAUUCUUAACCUUUUACGUGUUGAAGAAUUACGCGUCGAAGAGAUGAUUAAACGUAGUUUUUCAGAACAUUCUAGUCAGAUAUUGCUACCCAAAUACAAACAAAAGUUAGAGGAAAGUGAAAUGUCCCUUAGCACAUUUCAAAAACUAGAUUGUACAAUAUGUAGCCCAGACAUAAAAGAUUAUUAUAAUGUUUCAACUAGAAUUUUAGAGUUAAACCAUAAACUCUUAGAAACAAUUAUGUUAACACCACAGGGGAACAAGGCUUUAAGCCAAGGAAGAAUCAUGAUAAUUAACAAUGAUUCUUAUAGAAACGUUGUUGCUGUUAUCUUAAAACCUUCAUCAACGAGAAGUGAUCGAUCAUUUUGGGUUUUGAUGCUCUUAGGUGACCAUAUGACGGAUUCUGAAAAAGCUCCGUUACCGGUUACUCGAGUUUCUGUUCCUGAUCAAAGUACUUGUUUCAAUGAAAUCAUAUGUCUUCCUUACAAAGAUAUUGCUAUCAUUACAAAAUCCUUAAUUAAACUGAAUUGUGAUGCCGCGAUCGAACGAGAUCAACAGGAAGUAACUAGAAUAAUGCAAGAAUUGUUACGUUACGCAAUAGAAACCCAAACGGCUGGAAUUAUAGAAAACGAUUGGGCUAAAAUAAAAGGUUUUGAAUUUCAAAAAAAUUUAAAAGAAAAAACCGAUCUUAUGAAUAGAUUGCUUAAUUUCCAAUGCAAUAUUUGUCCUGAUUUGGUCGAACAUUAUGGACAUGUCCACGCUGAACGUCUCCUUGAAACUAAACACGAGCGUUUAAGGCAAUUUAUGUCGGAUCAAAAUCUUGCAUUAUUGCCGGAUUAUAAUAGGAGGAUUGAAGUAUUGGAGAAGUUAAAAUACAUUAAUCAAGAAGGCACUGUGCAGUUAAAGGGACGCGUCGCAUGCGAGAUUAAUUCAGCUGAUGAACUAGUCCUAACUGAGCUUAUUUUUGAAAAUGCUUUUGCUGAUUACGACUAUUCAGAAAUUGUUGCAUUGUUGUCCUGUUUUAUAUUUCAGGAAAGAAUUGUCGAGGAACCAAAACUUAUUCCUAAACUAGACCAGGGCAAACAAAAGAUUCGUGAUUUUGCAAAAAAAGUGUCUGAAGUACAAUUUCAAUGUAAACUCACCAAGGAUGUUGGUGAUGCUAGUGUUCGUACUGUUAAUGAUGCUGUUGAUCUUAUUUUUGAUGACGUUGUUGAUGUUGAUAAAUUCAAUUUUGGCCUCGUUGAGGUAGUUUACGAAUGGUCAAGGGGUCAGGAUUUUAUAUAUAUGAAAGAACUUACUGAAGUAAUGGAAGGUUCGAUUGUUAGGUGUAUUACUCGAUUAGAUGAAACAUGCCGUGAAGUAAAAAACGCUGCAAGAAUAGUAGGUGAUAUAUCGUUAUGUAAAAAAAUGGAAGAUGCACAAGUAUCUAUAAAACGUGAUAUAAUAUUUGCUCAAAGUCUG
Messenger RNA from Dentiscutata erythropus, 3747 nucleotides. The record is from the annotation of a GenBank genome assembly. NCBI's taxonomy places the organism in Eukaryota, Fungi, Glomeromycota, Glomeromycetes, Diversisporales, Gigasporaceae.